AGCAGGAUUGGCUGAUGAAGAUAAAAGCAAAACGGAAAAAGAAGCAGAUACAAUCAGUGAGGUCAUGAAAGCUAUCAAGAGAACUCUGAAAGGUUUGAGAUUAAUAUGGUUUUCAGAGUUGUGUGUUCCAUUUUGAAGAGAAAAGUAGGAAUUAAAAAAAAAAUGUUUUAUGGUUCUCACAAAAGCAGCAUGGCCUCAACUUGGUAACCCCUAUUUGAUGUAGAUGAUGGUUUGGGGAAUUUUUGUUCUAAUUAUGAAUGGAAAAGAAUUAGAGAUCCAGUGCACAGCUGUUUCUUAAGGCAGCUUGUACUAGGAGUUUGAGAGGUGUCUGCUGAAUUCCAUGGUAAAGCUUAUUUCUUCUCAUCUUCAGGUGAAAAAGACAUCAUCAUUGUGGGAGACUUCAAUCUAGCUGCAGAUGCAAAUGGUAGGUGGUGCAGCUCUUUGUUUUGACAAGACUGCCGUACCAGGUGUAAAUCAUUUUAAUGAAUCUUAUUUCUUUGGAAAUCUCUUUAAAAAUUCUAACCCUGUGCAGGACAGUCAGUAAUUCUUUUAAUAAGUUCCAUCACUCGCGGAAAUGACAGGGCGAUACCAGGAAAAAAUUAAUAGUUUACCCUUUACAAUUUUUUUUCCUUCUUUUUUUAUUUCCAAAACUCAUUAAAGAACAAAACUUUUUAGUUUAGAGGUGAUAGCAUGUUUCAAGGUCAUAACAUGUUUCAAGGUCAUAUCAUGUUUCAAGGUCCUAGCAUGUUUCAAGGUCAUAGCAUGUUUCAAGGUCCUAGCAUGUUUCAAGGUCAUAACAUGUUUCAAGGUCCUAGCAUGUUUCAAGGUCAUAGCAUGUUUCAAGGUCCUCUCAUUUUUUAGCCACUAGCCAGCAUAGAAUUUAAAAAAUUAUUUUUUAUGUUUUUUGUUUUUUUAAAAUUAAUUCUUGUUCAAAAUAAUUUUUGAACUGACAGCAUUAAAUAAUUGUUGACUAACCUAAGUGAAAAUGAUCAUACUUACCUUAGUGAAUGUUUCUCUUGACCAGCAUUUGAUGACAUGUGUGCAGAAGGCUAUAAGCCUUGUAUUUCUGCUGAAACCUUCACCAACAUCAGCAACAAGAACCCGGCAGGCAGCAAGAACUACGACAACAUUUGGAUUAAUGCAGACACACGAGUAUUUACAGGUGAGUGUACAACAUUAUUUAGUGUGGUGAAUCAGAGGUUGAUACUGGUGCACAGUGUAGGGGCUGUCACUGGUGCUCAAGACACUUUACAGGCUGUUCCAGGUUCUCAAGACAUUGUACAGCUUCUGACUUCAAAAAACUUUUUUUUUCCUCAUUUCAUUCAUUUCCGUUCCUUUUAACCAAAACUGUUGUCAUUGCUAUUUAGUUGAAUUCUGUCUAUGCUCUGUCUGGCUUUUACAUUUAACAUUUUACAUUAGACAGCAGUAUUCAAAGAUUGAAUUUGUAAUAAGACUGCAAUAAGGUUAGAAAAACAACAGAAAAAACAAUAUAAAAAUUAAAAUAAGCAUUGCUCUUGCUAUCCUCUUGGAUACUACAUACCAGCUAAGUGUUAUUUUAUUUAAUUUUGUUUUUACUGUUUUUUAUUCACUGAUGAAGGCUUGCUGCCGACACCUUCAUUUUUUUGUUGCGUUUUUUUAUGUCCAGGUUUCCUGUACAGCCUUUUGCUCAUUUCCUUAAAGAUAGAAAAAAAUAUUAAGACUCCCCGUCGUAAUGCAUCAACACAUUGGGUUUAUGAAUGUGUUUUUUGCUAGAUAUUGGACAGACUGACUAAAGGAAAGCAUUGAUGUGUGUGAAUCUCCCAUCACUGAGCACGGAAUAAUAGGUGCUACUGAUUACCAGCUGACAGAAAUUAGUCUUAACGUUGUUGAUUUCUGUAAGUGAUUCUCAUAUUUCUCGUCCUUACUUCCAGGAGUCAGUGGUGUUGUCAGAGAAGGCCUCACUAGCCUCUGGAUUCCCAAUGGAUGGUCUUGGGGUGGUGUGGUGAGUGACCAUUGUCCAGUCUAUGCCCAGCUGUACUGUGAUGUAGAUCUGGACAGUGAGGAUGUAACAGCUAAGGAUGUGAAAUUCACUUUGACCCACGGAUGAUGAUUCUUUUUUUUUAAAACUUCCGACUCAUAAUCCUGGUGAAAAAAAGGAAUCCUCCAUUUGUGGAGAGUUCAUCUAACUAGCCCGGUGGUGACGCCUGCAUUUUCAGAACAAAUGAGGAGUUUGUAAAACAUAUGGUCACAUGAGAUGUAAGGUCAGUUGUUUCCAAACUAUAAUUUGACCUAUUGAACUGUUGAACUAUAGUUCUGAUUGAAUUCUGUUGGCCAGUCUUCAGCU
This is a messenger RNA of Lymnaea stagnalis (great pond snail), 2323 nucleotides long. The record is from the annotation of a GenBank genome assembly. Lineage: Eukaryota; Metazoa; Mollusca; Gastropoda; Lymnaeidae.